AUGUCUACUGAUACCAAGCUCGACCCUUACACCGCCAAGGCCACCAACAAUGACCUUACCACCCAGCAGAAGAUCACAGAUCUCCACAAAAUUGUGAAGGGUGCAGGAAUUGCUAUGCUCGUCAGCCGUGCCAGCAGCGGACACCUUCAUUCUCGCGCUAUGGCUCCCGCCGGUCCGACAUCCGACAGCCAAACCACCCUCGUCUUCAUCACCAAUAACGCUACUGAGAAGGUCGAGGAGAUUGAGAAUGACGACCAUGUCAAUGUCAGCUUCUACGACAACUCUACGACGAGUUGGGCCAGUUAUUGUGGUAUCGCAACGAUUGUCAACGACAAAGAACUCAUCAAGAAGCAUUGGAACCCAAUGGUUGCGGGCUACUUCGGUGACCUUGGCGAUGGCAUUCAUAAGGGCGACGUGAACGAUCCUCGUGUCUCUGCUAUCCAGGUGACCCCCGAAGAGAUUCACUAUUGGUUUUCCACCAGUGGUGCUGUCAGCCGUACCGCUCAAGUCGCCGUCGGUGCCGUCACUGGUAAGACCGCUGCACCAGGAGAGUUACGCACCAUCACGCAGGCUGAGAUUCAGCUCACUCAGGGCCUUCACACAAAAUAAACGGCUUCGGAUAUAAUGUGUUGCCGUCAUCGAUCCUCCACCUGUAUCUUUAGUUCAACCAGUGUAGUAUAAGCUGUACCAAAUUACCAUGCAUUUG
Stereum hirsutum FP-91666 SS1 is the source of this 706-nucleotide messenger RNA. RefSeq lists its product as uncharacterized. NCBI's taxonomy places the organism in Eukaryota, Fungi, Basidiomycota, Agaricomycetes, Russulales, Stereaceae. Bases 1 to 609 code for a protein of 202 amino acids. The transcript has 7 exons. The record is from RefSeq and is a predicted model, not a curated record.